Messenger RNA from Blepharisma stoltei, 393 nucleotides. NCBI's taxonomy places the organism in Eukaryota, Ciliophora, Heterotrichea, Heterotrichida, Blepharismidae. The record is from the annotation of a GenBank genome assembly.
AUGUUAAAGAUGAGCGAAAAUUGCGACAAUGGGUUUUCAAUUUUUUCAGGGAUGUUUUCCUUGAUCUUUAAAUCACGUGAAGGAGUACCAAGUCUAAGACUACCAGAAAUACAAUUCUUCGAUGCCAAGGAAAGAAAAUCAAAGGAAAAAGACAAUGAUUUUUUCAACUGCGACUCGAAAAGACCUAAAAAAAUGAAGAUUACUGCUUGCCCUCAUGUAAAUAAACGUCAUUACGCCAGGAAUAUGUGUAGCACCUGCUACCAUAGAUCUGGAAGACAAAAGCAAGCUUGAGCAUGUCAGCACAAAGAUCGUCGGCUGUAUGCCAAGGGAGUUUGUAAAACUUGUUACUUGAGGAAUUACCAUAAAGCAAAAUUUUCCAAAGUGAAAAAUUAA